AUGAGGCCUUUGUCUUUGAAAGGUCAUGAUCGUGCUCUCACUCGCGUACGCUUCAACCGUGAAGGUGAUCUGCUUAUAUCUGCAGCCAAAAACAAACAACCAUGCUUAUGGUACACAGAAAAUGGAGAACGUAUCGGAACAUAUGAUGGGCACAAUGGUGUAGUAUGGGAUGUAGAUGUGUCAUGGGACACUACUCGAUUAGGAACGGCAUCCGGAGAUAACUCGAUUAAGUUCUGGGAUUGUGAAACUGGUACGGUGCUCCACACUAUUAAUACUCCAACUCCUGCGAAAUCGGUCAAUAUUUCGUUUUCGGGUAAUUUGCUAGCUUACACCACUCAGAAGAUGACGAAGAACCCAUCGGUGUUGUGCGUAGUGGAUACCCGAGACGACCAGCAGAUGACAGCUGAUUGUCCGUUGUUUCGCACUCAUUUUGAGUUUGAUAACUCAGCAACGACAUGUGUCUUUAGCGGAGCUACCGACUGUGUCACUGUUGGGUUCGAAAAUGGACACAUAUUGCAGUAUGACCUGAAAACUAACGAUGAGCCAUGCUUGUCAAAUGACAAAGUUCAUAGGUACGCCAUUACUGACCUACAACUGUCACCUGAUGGGGCAUUCGUUAUAUCAUCAUCAAAGGAUAAAACCGCAGCGCUGCUGGACGUUUACACUUUGGAUAAUCUAAAACAAUACCGCUCCGAGCGACCAGUGAAUUCUGCUUGUAUCUCACCAAUUCGUGAUCAUAUUUGCCUCGGAGGAGGAGAGGAUGCUAUGCAAGUAACACAAACAGCAGUUUCUGCUGGUCACUUCGAAGCAAAACUCUACCACAUGGUUUUUGAAGAGGAAUUUGCUAGAUUUAAAGGGCAUUUCGGUCCCAUCAAUACGAUGGCAUGGCAUCCGUCUGGGAACAUCAUUGCCACUGGUGGUGAAGAUGGUUAUGUGCGUGUUCAAGAAUUCGAUGAUGACUAUCUUGAGUUCAAAUACGAUUAUUGA
Molecule: messenger RNA, 987 nt
Organism: Ostertagia ostertagi
Lineage: Eukaryota; Metazoa; Nematoda; Chromadorea; Rhabditida; Trichostrongylidae
Source: the annotation of a GenBank genome assembly